AUGGGCUACUUGGGACGAAUGACCCAGUGGAAGAGCAAGCUCUCCCUCCCAUCCAAUGCAUCCCCUCUCGAUCCCUCCAACAACAAAGACGCCCUCAAACUUGGCCUCUUCUCGUACCCGGUCCUACAAGCCGCCGACAUCCUCCUCUACAACACGACCCACGUCCCAGUUGGUGAAGACCAAGCGCAGCAUCUCGAGUUCACGCGCGAGCUGGCCAGUGGCUUUAACCACGUCUACUCGGAGUCACAGCCCCUGUUGACUGUUCCACAAACACUUCUGAGUCCCGCAAAACGAGUCAUGAGUCUGACUGAACCCACAAAAAAGAUGAGCAAGAGCGACCCGAAACCGAAGAGUCGCAUCUUGAUAACAGACUCAAGAGAGGAAAUACAUGCCAAGUUGAAGACGGCACUGACAGACUCCAUAGAAGGAGUGAGUUAUGACCGCGAAACCAGACCGGGUGUGUCAAACCUUGUGGACCUGAUGUAUCAUUUUGAUGAGUCGCUUGCUGCGUCACCAGAAGAUCUGGCGAUUGACUUGACAAGUCUCAGCAUGCGGGCUCUAAAAGAGAGGGUCGCCGAUACCGUGGAUUCGGGCAUCAGCGAUAUAAGAGAAUGUUACCAGGAGUUGAUGAGUGGAGAUCAGAAGGAGCUUAUAGGGCAUGCAGAUGAAGGCGCGCAAAGAGCAGAGAAAAUCGCCGAGAGCACGAUGGAGAGAGUCAGGAAUGCCAUGGGCAUUGGAUGGUGA
Messenger RNA from Alternaria metachromatica, 744 nucleotides. RefSeq lists its product as uncharacterized. The transcript is spliced from 2 exons. The coding region runs from base 1 to 744 and encodes 247 amino acids. Gene Ontology annotation, cellular component: mitochondrion; mitochondrial matrix. The record is from RefSeq and is a predicted model, not a curated record. Lineage: Eukaryota; Fungi; Ascomycota; Dothideomycetes; Pleosporales; Pleosporaceae. Gene Ontology annotation, molecular function: tryptophan-tRNA ligase activity; ATP binding. Gene Ontology annotation, biological process: mitochondrial tryptophanyl-tRNA aminoacylation.